AUGACUUGCGGCGGCUGCGUGAAGAGCGUGUCCGAGUCUCUAUACAAACUAGAUGGAGUGCAAAAAGUCGACGCCAAUCUUCAAGACCAGCUGGUAUUUGUCGAGGGCACCGCGCCACCAAGCUCGAUCGUCACCGCCAUCCAAGAUACCGGUCGGGAUGCAAUUCUUCGUGGGAGUGGUACUACAGACAGCUCUGCGGUCUGCAUCCUCGAGACACACUCCAAAUCGGUCGCCAACAGCAUCCGUGGCCUAGCCCGAAUGGUGCAGGUCUCCUCCAACAUGACUCUUGUCGACUUGACCAUCAAUGGUCUUUCCCCGGGGACGUACUACGCGACCAUCCGAGAGGCGGGCGAUAUCUCUCGUGGCGCAGAAUCCACCGGCGGUAUCUGGGAGGCUCUGAAGAAGACGGUCCUCGGUACAGAGAACGCAGCCGCGGUCGAGACAGAGUCACGCGGUAUCUUGGGCAGCGUUGAGGUCGAUCACAAGGGCCGCGGCAAUGUGUUUCUCGACCGGCCAAUUGCAAUCUGGGAAUUGAUUGGACGUAGUAUGGUUGUGGCAAAGAGCAAGGAGGGCCCGUUCUCACGCGAUGAUGAGAACACCCUUGUAGGAGUCAUUGCCCGCAGUGCGGGUGUGUGGGAUAAUGACAAGAUGGUGUGCUCAUGUUCGGGAAAGAAUGUUUGGCAAGAGCGACAAGAACAAGUGAGUCAGGGAAUGGUCUGA
Penicillium diatomitis is the source of this 720-nucleotide messenger RNA. Its product is annotated as copper chaperone CCS1. Gene Ontology annotation, molecular function: copper ion binding; superoxide dismutase copper chaperone activity. Gene Ontology annotation, biological process: removal of superoxide radicals. The coding region runs from base 1 to 720 and encodes 239 amino acids. Gene Ontology annotation, cellular component: cytoplasm. The record is from RefSeq and is a predicted model, not a curated record. NCBI's taxonomy places the organism in Eukaryota, Fungi, Ascomycota, Eurotiomycetes, Eurotiales, Aspergillaceae. The transcript is spliced from 3 exons.